Neogale vison (American mink) is the source of this 1445-nucleotide messenger RNA. It is a transcript of the gene PLPP1, whose product is annotated as phospholipid phosphatase 1. Lineage: Eukaryota; Metazoa; Chordata; Mammalia; Carnivora; Mustelidae. The record is from RefSeq and is a predicted model, not a curated record. Bases 303 to 1160 code for a protein of 285 amino acids. Gene Ontology annotation, molecular function: phosphatidate phosphatase activity. The transcript has 6 exons. Gene Ontology annotation, biological process: signal transduction; phospholipid metabolic process; phospholipid dephosphorylation.
GCCCGUUGGAGCGGGCUCCGGGAUCGGGACAGCUAACCGCCCCGGCAGGCCAGGGCCUACCGAGGAGGGCCCGAGACCACGGAGCAACUGCGGCUGGCACGCGAACGUCUCGGGGUGUGGGAGCUGCGAGGGCAGGGGUCCUGGGCGCCAUUGUUGGCCGCCAGCGAGCCGGCCGGACCUCGUCUGCCCUCAGAGGCGCUUCUCCCGCCGAGAGGAGGCACAGCGAGGGGCCGUCGCCACCCCGUGGCCCAGUGUCGUGAAUCGUGUGCCUCCUCUACCGCCCGCGUCGGGCCGCCGGGACCAUGUUUGACAAGACGCGGCUGCCGUACGUGGCCCUUGAUGUGCUCUGCGUGUUGCUGGCUUCCAUGCCUAUGGCUGUUCUAAAUUUGGGCCAAAUAAGUCCAUUUCAGAGAGGCUUUUUCUGUAAAGACAACAGCAUCCAGUAUCCGUACCAUGACAGUACCGUCACAACCACUGUCCUCUCCGUAGUGGGGCUUGGUUUACCCAUUUCCUCUAUGAUUAUUGGAGAAGCCCUGUCUGUUUACUAUAACCUCUUGCACUCGAAUUCCUUUAUCAGGAAUAACUACAUAGCCACUAUUUACAAAGCCAUUGGAACAUUUUUAUUUGGUGCAGCUGCUAGUCAGUCCCUGACUGACAUUGCCAAGUAUUCAAUAGGCAGACUGCGCCCUCACUUCCUGGAUGUUUGUGACCUAGAUUGGUCAAAAAUCAACUGCAGUGUUGGUUACAUUGAAAACUACAUAUGUCGAGGAAAUGCACGGAAAGUGAAGGAGGGCAGGUUGUCUUUUUACUCGGGCCACUCUUCAUUCUCCAUGUACUGCAUGCUCUUCGUGGCACUUUACCUUCAAGCAAGGAUGAAGGGAGACUGGGCAAGACUCUUACGCCCCACACUGCAAUUUGGUCUUGUUGCUGUGUCCAUUUAUGUGGGCCUCUCUCGAGUUUCUGACUACAAACACCACUGGAGCGAUGUACUGACUGGACUCAUUCAAGGAGCCCUGGUUGCAAUAUUAGUUGCAGUGUAUGUAGCUGAUUUCUUCAAGAACAGAAAUUCUUUUAAAGAAAGGAAAGAGGAGGACUCCCAUACAACUCUGCAUGAAACACCAACAACAGGGAAUCACUUUAGGAACAGUCACCAACCUUGAAGGUAGCAGAGUGCCCAGAUGAAGCUGGCCCGCUUUCUAAAGGAAAAUGAUUGCAACCAGAAGACAAGAGGAUGAGUUUUCUUCAUGGUGUACAAGCCUUUAAGGGACUGCUGCUGCUAUACCUCUUGGAUGCCCACUUUACCUGUGUGUAUAUAGUUACAUUUAACACAGUGGUUCUCUAAUAGCUCUAAGUUCAUUAAAAAAAAAAAAAAAAAUUCAAGCCUUUCACUAAAACAAUGCCCACCUGUACAUUUUUUAUUAAAAAAAAAAUGUAAUGCUUAUGUA